Molecule: messenger RNA, 1567 nt
Organism: Thamnophis sirtalis
Lineage: Eukaryota; Metazoa; Chordata; Lepidosauria; Squamata; Natricidae
Source: RefSeq, a predicted model, not a curated record
AUGGAGAUCAUCAUAGAUUUUAGAAAGAGCCGGCAUGAUCAUACUCCACUCAAUAGCAAGGAUGUAGCGAUCUCGUCCGCUGCUGGCAGGAUCACCGUGCCCCGGUUGAGCGUUGGCGCCGUCACCAGCAGGCCUAGCACACCAACCCUAGGGCCUCCUUCGGCCCAAGCGGUGUCCGUUUCUACGAAAGUCGGGACCCCCGUCUCGCUGACCGGACAGAGGUUCACCGUCCAGAUCCCCACCUCUCAAACAUCUGUAAAAUCAGCCACGCCGACCACUCCCACCGUCCAGAACGUCCUGAUCAACCCCUCCCUGAUCGGCUCCAAGAACAUCCUUAUCGCCACCAACAUGGUCUCCUCACAGAGCGUCGCCGGCGAGCCCAACGUCUUAAAGCGGAAACACGAGGAAGAGGAGGACUACGACACCUUAUGAGUUCCAGGGAGCCCAGCCCCCCUCCCCCCCAUUGCUCUCCUUCCAUCUAGUGCCUGAUCUGGCACACCAGAUCAGCCGGGAUACCCUCAACUUAAAAAAAAACCCCACUUUGAUGUGGGUUGGCUCCUUUCCCCGCGCCCCCCCUCUUUCGUUUCCUCCCUCCCGCCUCCAAUUAACUUAUUCUCCGGGUUCCCUGAACUGUUUGCAGACUGCAGAGCUGCGGUGUGGGGUGGUGAGUUUUGGGGUGCUCUCAAAGCAGGAACUCAAGCCAUCCAGCACCCCCUUCCCAUGGGUGGAAUUCAAAAAAUUUAGCAACCAGUUCUCUCCCCUGUUGCUGGGUGGGCGUGGCCAGCUUGGCCUCCUACAUCACGGUUGGGGAGGCAUUUUCGCUCUCCCCCAGGCUCCGGAGGCGUUCCUCGAUCCUCUGGGACGGUGAAAACGGAGUUCCUCCGGAGGCUGGGAAUGAGCUUGUUUCCGCGAGGCCUGCUUUUCGCCCUCCGUGCUGGCUCUGCACUUACCUCCAAAAUGGGUUGCAUGGAGACUCCUGGGAGGGGCGAGGCCAGCCAAUCUUUGCAAGUACCGGUUCGGUGAACCAGAUGUAAAAUUCGCAACCGGUAACAAACCGGCUGAAUCCUCUUGUAAAAAGACACCGAUUGCAGCUAGGCAGAUCGAACUGCAUUCUUCUGUCUCCUAGAGCGUGGAAGGGAAGGAAAUUGGAGCGUGGGGGGCUGUUGUUGAGGUUCACACAAUUGCGUUUGUGUUUUGAGGUCCAUCCUCCCCCAUCCCCCAGGUUGUGUAAAACGGACUCCAGUGUUUGUUGAAGUCAUCCAUUGUCCCUGGCUGAGAUUGGGAUGGAAAAGGAAAGGAAAAAUGACAUCCUGGCACGACACAAUUUGCAAAGUUUUGUUCUGUUUGCACGGGGCGAGGUGGGGACGGGAUUGUGUUGUGUUGUGUUGUGUUGGUGCAGGAUUGUCAACUCGCAUCGCCCUGCUUUCUGGUUUUAAGAGUCUGGCUGCACAAUGCAGCCCCCUCCUCCCCAUUAUUUUGUAGGCCACUGCCACGAACAUUACAAUUUCUAUUUCUUUUGAGAGCUGUAUUUAUAAAUUAAACUUUUUUUUUCCCCCACGAGGAGUAA